AUGGAGUUCUACCCUCAAGAUGCGGCGAGUGCCGCCGACGCCGCCGCUUGCGCCGCGCUUUUCGCCGACCACACGGUGCUUCUGCCGGCCGUUUCCCAGGCGAAUCUGGGCCAAUUGACGCUGGACCUGGCCGUCAACACGCUGCUGCAGAAUGGCGAGGCCUUUGACGUGCAGCUCACGCGCGUGGGCCACUUGCUCAGCGAAGCGGCGCCCCCCAUCGCUGGAGGUGCCGCCUUCGCCACGCAGCAGCCGCAGUCACUGUGUCUGAACCUGGAGGUGUACCAGAGCAAGGAGAAGAAAAUCACCAUCGUCCAGCAGCGAGCUCCUGUGCUGCCGGGUCGAGCGCGUGCGUUCGCUAAAGAGCUGGUCCAGUGGGCUCUGAGCAGCAAGGUGGCUGCGCUAGGAGUGGUCGCUGGCUGCGACGACAUGCUGCGUCACGACCCCAACAUGAUGAGCCGCCCGAUCCGUACUAUCUACUCUGCCGACGCUGCCCAGCUAGAGGAAGCGUUCCUGACGCGCUUUGAAGGCCUGACCAACAACACCGCUGAUGCUAAGGAUGAGGUGGAGCAGCCUUCUUCGUCUGCCGACCAGUGGGCGCCGAUCCGCGGUGCUGGCCUCGCUCCUCUGCUUCAUGCGCAGUGCGACGAGCAGAAGCUGCCGUUCAUCGCGUGGGUGAUGCCGUGUUCCGAGGGCAACAAUGUCCCGGAUGCUGCGGCUAUGGCGACGCAGCUUUUCCGUUCGCUGCGAAUUGCGCCCAAGCACUCGACUGCUGAUCCAGCGACAGCUUCCAACCGCAUGCCGCCGAUGCUUCCGUUUGCGUUCCCGCCUUCGUGGAACCAGCUCUUUGGACGAGGACCCGAUGUGUCGCUGUACCUCUAA
Messenger RNA from Phytophthora sojae, 879 nucleotides. RefSeq lists its product as hypothetical. Gene Ontology annotation, biological process: proteasome assembly. Bases 1 to 879 code for a protein of 292 amino acids. Gene Ontology annotation, cellular component: nucleus; cytosol. Lineage: Eukaryota; Oomycota; Peronosporomycetes; Peronosporales; Peronosporaceae. The transcript is spliced from 6 exons. The record is from RefSeq and is a predicted model, not a curated record.